CCUUUCUUCUUUAACACGCUUGAAGUCUCUUAUACCCUUUCUCGAGGCUUUUUGUACAUUACGAUAAUCUUCCUGUUUAACGAAUUCCCUCUAUCACACACAUCACAUCACACAUCAUGGCCCCCGCUGUCGGUAUCGAUUUGGGAACCACCUACUCCUGCGUGGGUGUCUUCCGUGAUGACCGUAUCGAAAUCAUCGCCAACGACCAGGGUAACCGCACCACCCCCUCUUUCGUGGCUUUCACCGACACCGAGCGUUUGAUCGGUGAUGCCGCCAAGAACCAGGUUGCCAUGAACCCUCACAACACCGUCUUCGAUGCUAAGCGUCUGAUCGGUCGUCGUUUCGCCGAUGCCGAGGUUCAGUCCGACAUGAAGCACUGGCCCUUCAAGGUCGUUGACGACAAGGCUGGCAAGCCCAUCGUCGAGGUUGAGUUCAAGGGCGAGACCAAGCAGUUCACCCCCGAGGAGAUCUCUUCCAUGAUCCUCACUAAGAUGCGUGAGACCGCUGAGGCCUACCUCGGUGGUACCGUCAACAACGCCGUCAUCACUGUCCCCGCCUACUUCAACGACUCCCAGCGUCAGGCCACCAAGGAUGCUGGUCUCAUCGCUGGCUUGAACGUUCUCCGUAUCAUCAACGAGCCCACCGCUGCUGCCAUCGCCUACGGUCUGGACAAGAAGACUGAGGGUGAGCGCAACGUCCUCAUCUUCGACCUGGGUGGUGGUACCUUCGAUGUCUCCCUCCUGACCAUCGAGGAGGGUAUCUUCGAGGUUAAGGCUACCGCUGGUGACACUCACCUGGGUGGUGAGGACUUCGAUAACCGCCUCGUUAACCACUUCGUCUCUGAGUUCAAGAGAAAACACAAGAAGGAUUUGACCACCAAUGCUCGUGCUCUCCGCCGUCUUCGCACUGCUUGCGAGCGUGCCAAGCGUACUCUCUCUUCCGCUGCCCAGACCUCCAUUGAGAUCGACUCUCUCUUCGAGGGUAUCGAUUUCUACACCUCCAUCACCCGUGCUCGUUUCGAGGAGCUCUGCCAGGACCUCUUCCGCUCCACCAUGGAGCCCGUUGAGCGUGUCCUCCGUGACGCCAAGAUCGACAAGGCCUCCGUCCACGAGAUCGUCCUCGUCGGUGGUUCCACCCGUAUUCCCAAGAUCCAGCGCCUUGUCUCCGACUUCUUCAACAAGGAGGCCAACAAGUCCAUCAACCCCGAUGAGGCCGUUGCCUACGGUGCUGCUGUCCAGGCUGCUAUCCUGUCUGGUGACACUUCCUCCAAGUCCACCAACGAGAUCCUCCUGCUCGACGUUGCCCCUCUCUCCCUCGGUAUCGAGACCGCUGGUGGUGUCAUGACUGCUCUCAUCAAGCGCAACACUACCAUCCCCACCAAGAAGUCCGAGACCUUCUCCACCUACUCCGACAACCAGCCCGGUGUCUUGAUCCAGGUUUACGAGGGUGAGCGUGCUCGCACCAAGGACAACAACCUGCUCGGCAAGUUCGAGCUUACCGGCAUCCCCCCCGCCCCCCGUGGUGUUCCCCAGAUUGAGGUCACCUUCGAUCUCGAUGCCAACGGUAUCAUGAACGUCUCUGCCAUCGAGAAGGGUACCGGUAAGACCAACAAGAUCACCAUCACCAACGACAAGGGUCGUCUCUCCAAGGAGGAGAUCGAGCGCAUGCUUUCGGAUGCCGAGAAGUUCAAGGCCGAGGAUGAGGCCGAGGCUUCCCGUAUCCAGGCUAAGAACGGUCUCGAGUCCUACGCCUACUCCCUCAAGAACACCCUCAGCGAGGGCAAGCUCACCAUCAGCGAUGCCGACAAGGAGAAGGUCACCGCCAAGAUCGACGAGACCAUCAGCUGGCUCGACUCCAACCAGACCGCUACCAAGGAGGAGUACGAGUCCCAGCAGAAGGAGCUUGAGGGUGUUGCCAACCCCAUCAUCUCCGCUGCCUACGGUGCCGCUGGUGGCGCUCCUGGCGGUGCCGCCCCCGGUGCCACCCGCACUGCUGACGACGUCGAGGAGGGCCCUGAGGAGCUUGACUAA
Messenger RNA from Aspergillus uvarum CBS 121591, 2030 nucleotides. RefSeq names its product molecular chaperone Hsp70 (gene hsp70). Gene Ontology annotation, cellular component: cytosol; plasma membrane; cytoplasm. The record is from RefSeq and is a predicted model, not a curated record. Gene Ontology annotation, biological process: vesicle-mediated transport; protein refolding; cellular response to unfolded protein. The coding region runs from base 117 to 2030 and encodes 637 amino acids. The transcript has 2 exons. Gene Ontology annotation, molecular function: ATP-dependent protein folding chaperone; ATP binding; heat shock protein binding. NCBI's taxonomy places the organism in Eukaryota, Fungi, Ascomycota, Eurotiomycetes, Eurotiales, Aspergillaceae.